AUGGCGGCGUUCUCAAGCCACCAGCUCUUCUUCUUCCGCCUCUUCCUGGCCCUGAUCCUCCCCAUCGCCACCCGCGGCUCGGAAUCAAUACUCUACCAACAAUGCGAGAAAAACUUCACCAAAAAUGAAAAGUUGCAGGACAAUAUCAACAACGUCCUUCUCGACAUGGUCGCCCAGAGUUCUCUUCAAGGCUACGCGAUCUCCUCCUACGCCAAUAAUACCUGCGAAUCUGUCUAUGGCGUCACACGAUGUGAACCAGACAUGAGCGUGGAAGAAUGCUCUGCUUGCAUCACCGGCGCAGCUCAGAAGAUCCGAACCUCCUGCCCUGAUUCGGCCGAGUCUCACAUUUGGUAUGAAAAUUGCUUCCUUCACUACGACACCACCAACUUCAUCGGCAAGGCGGACAAAAGGUACGGCUCUGUGUGGUUUUCGUUUUACGCUGCUGCAAAUCCCAAGGCAUUUGAACAAGCACUAGGUGAGCUAAUGGGGGAGGUGAUUGCGGAGACGGUGCAAGGGAGGAAGAAGUUUGGUUACGGGGAGAAUUAUGCGAACGAAAUUAAGCUGACCGUGUAUGGAAUGGCACAGUGCACGCGGGACCUUGGGGAGAGGGAGUGCAACGAGUGCCUGGAAGAAGGGUUGGAAAUUAUGACAGAUUUGUGCAGAGAGCAGGUGGGUUGCCGUUUCUUCGGUAGCAGCUGUGCGAUAAGGUACGAGAUCUACAAGUUCUCCUCCUUCACUUCUACGGAUGAUGGUGCUGCUGCGCCUGCUCCAUCUCCUUCGAUAAUCUAA
This is a messenger RNA of Dendrobium catenatum, 789 nucleotides long. RefSeq names its product cysteine-rich repeat secretory protein 55-like. NCBI's taxonomy places the organism in Eukaryota, Viridiplantae, Streptophyta, Magnoliopsida, Asparagales, Orchidaceae. The transcript has a single exon. Bases 1 to 789 code for a protein of 262 amino acids. The record is from RefSeq and is a predicted model, not a curated record.